Messenger RNA from Microthlaspi erraticum, 1491 nucleotides. The record is from the annotation of a GenBank genome assembly. Lineage: Eukaryota; Viridiplantae; Streptophyta; Magnoliopsida; Brassicales; Brassicaceae.
AUGAUUCAAAUGGACGGUGGAGAUAGGUUGAGAGUGACGUUACUAGACCGAAUGUCGACGGUGGAGAAUGGCCGGAGUUCGGUGACUCUUGAAGAUGUUUUAAUGGCCGACACGAGCGCUUCUCGUCCACAACCUUCACCACCGCCGCCGUCGCAUAUUACCCCGCCGUCUCCGGCAAGAAACCGUAGUCUUCUAGACGUUAUGAGAAGGGAUCGCCGCCGGGAUAAAACCGCAUGGAAAUUUCUCCGGGAUAAGCUCCGCCUCAAACGCACCUCCACAACCACCACUGCUUGGAUCUCGUCCAAUCUUAUCCCUUACUUGGAUACGCCUAUCUCUACUCCGGAUGAUAACGACAGCCACCGCCGCAUUAACCGCCUCGGAUUCCUUCUCUCCAACUCGGAGACAAACGGGAACAGAGAGGCGGAGCGAGAAGGCAGGCUCCUACUAAGCACCGUGUUGGCUGAGGAUAGAGAGCCGCCGAGGAUGUCGCUAAUGGAGUUAUUAGAGGAUAAUGAUGGGCCAAUGACAAUGUAUGACGUCAGCAAGAGAGGAGAGGCUGAGGAAGUGACGACGGCGAUGGUGGCGUCGGCGGAAUCGGGUGGUUGUUGUUGCGUGUGUAUGAUAAGAAGUAAAGGUGCGGCUUUUAUACCAUGUGGACAUACGUUUUGCAGGAAGAGGAGGAGGAGACUUGUAAUCGAGAUCUACCACGGACCUCUCGUGUCGUCGCGGCGGAGAAUAAGAACUUCGACGAGAAAGAAGCAGAGAAGCUUCAUAAACCCUAUAGAUCGACUUUUUCCAUUCUCCAUUUUCAGAGACGUGAAGAAACGAAGCACGCUUCGAAAGAUGAACAUUUUCAGAUUAGCAGGUGAUAUGACUCACCUCGCAAGUGUUCUCGUCUUGCUUCUCAAGAUCCACACCAUCAAAUCCUGCGCCGGUGUAUCACUGAAGACUCAAGAACUCUACGCCAUCGUCUUCGCGACGAGAUAUUUGGAUAUCCUCACGAGCUUCGUGUCUAUCUACAACACUCUCAUGAAGCUGAUAUUCUUAGGAAGCUCCUUCUCGAUAGUUUGGUACAUGAAGUACCACAAGACUGUCCGCAGGACUUACGAUAGGGAUCAAGAUACGUUCCGUCACUGGUUCCUCAUGCUUCCCUGCCUGCUCUUGGCUCUUCUGAUUCACGAAAAGUUCACCUUUUUCGAGGUUUUAUGGACUUUUUCACUGUAUUUGGAAGCUGUUGCAAUACUUCCUCAGCUUGUUCUGCUGCAGAGGACUAGAAAUAUCGAUAACUUGACAGGACAAUACAUAUUUCUCCUCGGGGGAUACCGAGGAUUCUACAUCCUCAAUUGGAUCUACCGUUACUUCACUGAACCACACUAUGUUCACUGGAUAACAUGGAUCGCUGGGCUCGUUCAAACAUUGCUCUACGCCGAUUUCUUCUACUAUUACUUCCUAAGCUGGAAAAACAAUAAAAAGCUGCAGCUACCAGCUUAG